Molecule: messenger RNA, 2356 nt
Organism: Sycon ciliatum
Lineage: Eukaryota; Metazoa; Porifera; Calcarea; Leucosolenida; Sycettidae
Product: acid phosphatase type 7-like
Exons: 8
Coding region: 48-1436 (462 amino acids)
Molecular function (GO): acid phosphatase activity; metal ion binding
Source: RefSeq, a predicted model, not a curated record
UGUCACUCCCAUUGAUUCUGUCAUGCUUCUGUGAACAAACACCAAGAAUGGCGAGGACGAAUGUGGUCAGGGUUGCUGGACUUCUCUUGUUAUCUACACUGAGUCUUCUCGCUGUUGAUUGUCACGAGCGACAUGGCAUCCGCGAUGACCACGCCAGUGUUGCUGAAUCGGAGGUGUCAGCAGACGCUGCUGAGCAAAUUCACAUCUCAUUCGGCCGUAGCACUAGCGAGAUAGUGGUGGUGUGGUCCUCCAGGAACAGCAGUAAAACUAGCAGUGUUCAGUAUGGCAGCAGCAGUAGUAGCAGUAGCUCUCCACUUACUGAGAGGCUGAACGUGUCGGUUGCUGCUGAGUGCUGGCAGUUCACUGAAGGCAAUCCUGAUGGCAUCCAGUGGCUUUAUCGAGCCAGGCUUCAGAACCUGUCUCCAGGCAAGUCAUAUAAUUAUCAAAUCAGCUCCGCACCAGGCGUGGUAGCCAGCGAUGUCUUCUCUUUUUCCGUUCCCAAACUGCUGGAUGAGGCGUAUCCAAUGCAGGUGGUGAUGUUUGGUGAUAUGGGUAAAGUCGGUGGCAGCGCCACCCUGCCCCGUCUGAAGGAAGAAGUGAAGGCCAGGGACAAUGUGGCUAUGAUCCAUGUUGGUGAUUUUGCCUACGACCUUCAGGACGAUGGAGGAAAGCGAGGUGACGACUUCAUGAACAGGCUGCAGGAUGUUUCUGCCAACAUUCCGUACAUGACCUGCCCAGGCAACCAUGAGAUCGCAUUUAACUUCAGCCACUACCGCAAUCGCUUUGCAAUGCCCUCCGCCGAUGAAUCUCCAGCCAACGAUCAAUUGUGGUGGAGUUUGGAUAUCGGCCCUGUGCACUUCUUGAGCUAUGACACUGAGGUCUACUUUGCUCGCGAAGACCUGAUCCAAGCUCAGCUGGACUUCAUCAAUGCCGACUUGGCCCGUGCUGCGGAUCCUGCCCAGAGGAAGAAGGUGCCAUGGAUCGUUGCGUUUGGUCAUCGUCCUAUGUACUGCUCUAACAUUGACAAUGAUGACUGUGCCACACCAAAGUCCAAAGUCAGAGCUGGAUUGGAAGCAACAUUCUACAAGUACGGAGUUGAUUUCAUCGUUGAAGGCCAUGAGCAUUCCUACGAGAGACUGUACCCAGUGUUCAAUGAGACCGUCACACAGAAGAACUACAUCGAUCCCAAAGCACCCGUUCACAUUAUAUCGGGGCAGGCCGGCUGUAAUGAAGCCGGAGGGCUUUGCGUCAAUCCGAUACUGGGAAAGAAAGGUGACUGGUCAGCAUUUCGUUCCUGGCUUCCCGGCCAGUAUGGCUAUGGUCGGCUAAAGUUCCUGAAUGCCACGCACGCACAGUGGUCUCAAAUGUAUGACAUCGUCAAGUUGACCGAAGACACCGUGAUCAUCGAGCAGCAGGAUCACGGACCGUUCAGAUGAGCAAUCAUGUUAGUGUCCAGCAGGGGCCCAGGGGAUCUUCAGGCUGGCUCCAGGGGAUCUUCAGGCUGGCUCCAGGGGAUCUUCAGGCUGGCUCCAGGUAUAUCAUGAAUACUAUUACUAGUACUGCAUUGCCACCUGGCCGUCAUUAUUCAGGUUGCUCUAGUGCGUGCACACACACACACACACACGUGUGUGUGUGUGCUUGCUGUGCACAAGUGCAUGACACCCGCCCCGGCAUCACCGCCCAUACCCCAGCGCAUACCAAUCACAAGCCAUCCGUGUUGCAACCAGCACUGCGCUACCUGUGAUCGCUGUUUUAAAUCUGCUCCUGGCUUUCGGCGACACAAUUGCAAUCGUGGACGGCGUCGUGGCGGAGCGGCUUCCUAGUGGCAGUGCUGACUUCUCUCAAACUCUCUCUUCUACUCUCCCCUGUCUCGGGGGCGGCGUGGCCAAGCAUUUGGCAGCUGUACACCAGGCCAGGUGUGUGUGUGUGUGUGUGUGUGUGUGUGUGUGUGUGUGUGUGUGUGUGUGUGUGUGUGUGUGUGUGUGUGUGUGUGUGUGUUAUUAGGCUGUGGGAUGUGUGCUGUGUGCUCAGUGAUGUAUUAUUUAUUUUGGACAUUGUGUCCACAUUGUGUCCUUGUGACUCUUUGAGCUUUCCUACUACAUUGUAUGAUAUUCCUUCUCAUUUCAAACUUUGUUCCCACAAAACUCAUAGGAUCUAGGAAUGACAUUGAUUUGUGCACAAUGGACUCUUUAGGUUUUUAUUAGCGUUUGGUACAAACGAGAUAUUGCUGAUAGCCUUGUACUGUGAGAAUAAUUCCUGAACGGCGCCGAUAAUAAUACUGUAGACAAAGUGUCUGAAGUCCUUGCUGCAAAUAGUGCUCAAUACCCUAACGAGGGCAGAGCGUACUACACAAGGC